Messenger RNA from Leptinotarsa decemlineata (Colorado potato beetle), 658 nucleotides. RefSeq lists its product as uncharacterized. NCBI's taxonomy places the organism in Eukaryota, Metazoa, Arthropoda, Insecta, Coleoptera, Chrysomelidae. The record is from RefSeq and is a predicted model, not a curated record.
UCAAAAUAUUAUGUUUAAGCUUAGUAACCGUACGUGUCAAUUCUCAAUAAUUAAAAUAUUUCAAUUGCUGGAAAUGAAUUAGAAUCAUAGGCCCUGAUUCAUGAUAUUGUAUCCAAAAUAUGCUUUUUAUUUUAAGGGAAAAGUGGAUAAUGCCAGAAAAACGGGUACAGGCGGUCAUGGGAAAUUGAACGAUGUCGACAAUAUGGUGCUAGAUAUAUUAGGAAAAGAGUCCCCAGUGAUUGUAGGUCUUGGGGUACCAGCAUCAUUGGACGAAAUGGACGAUGCAGAACCGCUACCUCAAGACAGCACAACAACAGAACAGCCAAGAAUAUUAACGCAGGACCCGGGCGUACCCUCAACCAGCCGCAUAGGAAAACAGAAGCGUAGCAUGACACGUCAAGAAGAAAUUGCAGACAAGAAAAAAGUAAAACUUGACUUGCAAAUUGAACACCUGAAAAUACAAAAUCACAAGACCAAACUAGAGAUUUUACAUUUGGAAACUGCACUAAACCUUCCAAGAUACGAAUUUACACAAAGUAUUGCAAGAGACUACGUUUCUUAUGGAGAGGAUCACCGUACCACAUAUUUAAAUAUUUGGUUUCGUAAAAAACAAUCAUAUUAUCUUACAUAUUUAAUUAAUUAAAGUUGGUUUUUCUUC